ACAUGUUGGACCCCAGGAGAGAUGAAGAUGUCUUGAAGAAGCUCCGCGACAACACGGAUGCAGCCACGUGGUCGGCUCUCAGUGUGUGCGCCUCCUCCUUGGAGGGACUGAGGUUCCGUGUGACUCUGAGCAUCUCAGCCUCCCCCUCCAAGCCUAGCCCUUUAGUCCGGGUUGGGGAGAGAGGCUCUGAGAUCAAAGAGCCCCGUGAAGCAAGUCGAUCGAUCGGUGGACAGACAGCUCCUUGAAGCUCCUAUGGCCCCGGUCCAAAGGAAUCCAAAGUGGACAAGUCAUGUCCAACGGAACGUGGCAGGGAAGAUCGGGGACACUGGGGAAAUGCCUCGGCUCCAGUGCCCUGAAACGAGGGCCAACAAGGAUGCGUGGGUGUCUCUGAAGCUCUUGUGGGGAUCCACAGCACCACCGAGAGUGACUGCGGUCUCCCUCGUCACAGACGGUGAGGGGCUGGCGACAUUCCUCAUCGGUCUCCUUAACAUGGCAUUCUCAGAUUGACAACACCUCUGCCCUCCCUGCCCAUCGCAGAGGCCACCUCGCUGUCACCUUCGACUCUUCCGUGUCGUUCAGCUCUCACGACUACCUCUCCCGUCGACGGAAGCAACGACGGUGGAUGCGUCGGGACAAAAACCAUCACUCACCGCUGAUCCCUGUGUAGGAGACCAGCUGCAGGGGCCCGGGCCUGAGAGUUCACUCCGGGGGGUGCAACCUGAUGUUCGCCUCCUUACCUAACCGCUCCCCAGGGCUGUGCCAUGCCGUGCCUCCUCUGUUGUGGCACAUUCAGGAGCCCACAGGCGGUGGACUUCAGGAAGACACCCCCAACCCCUCCAGGACAGGGUUGAAGACUGAACUCGGGAAGAUGGUCCUGGCCAGUGCCAUGUGUUUCCGGUUGACAGAUGCAGUGCUGAAGGCCGUUUACGUGCAGAACGACCAACUGCUGGCAGGAACUCCACCUGGAGGAUAUGGGGCCCAAGAAGGGGCUGAGGUCAGCAUGGUGCCCAAUAGGUACGUGGAUGGCAACCUGUCCCCCGUCAUCCUGGGAGUAGAGGCAGGGCAGCGCUGCCUGUCCUGUGGCACUGCUGAGGAGCCUGUCCUGAAACUGGAGGCAGUGGACAUCAUGGAUCUCUAUCAUCACGGGGACCCGUCCAAUCGAUUCACCUUCCUGCGCAGGCGCUCUGGGGCCACCUCCCGCUUUGAGUCGGCCAUGUUCCCGGGCUGGUUCCUGUGCAGCCCCCCCGGAGAAGACCAGCCCCUGAGUCUCUCCCGCCAGCCUCCAGAUGCCAGUUUGGGCUUUAUUGAUUUCUCACUGCAGCUGUGCAGCUAGCCCAGUGUAGCUCCUGAGGCAGAGGAACAGGAUUGAGGGACUGUGUUGGUCCCAGUGAGCAGCCCUGCCAGGGGCCCAGGAAUCCACUUUCAGCUAUAGCUCUAGGAGGAGGGGAGAGUGAUGAGUCCUCCUUAUCAAGGAGCCUCCAAUCUGGACCCGUGCUGCUCUGGAAGGGCCCCAGGACACACUCUCUCUCUCUCUCUCUGUGUCUUAGGGUGGGAGGUUGAUGACUUCCCUCCUCCUAAUCCACAUCCUCUACUUCUCCUGCCCACUCUCCACUACCUGGGCUAGCCCCAAGAAAGAGCAAUUGAUUCAGAAAUAAAAGUAGCUUUCACUGAC
Messenger RNA from Ornithorhynchus anatinus (platypus), 1672 nucleotides. RefSeq names its product interleukin-36 receptor antagonist protein. Gene Ontology annotation, molecular function: interleukin-1 receptor binding; cytokine activity. Lineage: Eukaryota; Metazoa; Chordata; Mammalia; Monotremata; Ornithorhynchidae. The coding region runs from base 722 to 1333 and encodes 203 amino acids. The record is from RefSeq and is a predicted model, not a curated record. The transcript is spliced from 8 exons. Gene Ontology annotation, biological process: inflammatory response to antigenic stimulus; cellular response to lipopolysaccharide.